This is a messenger RNA of Nilaparvata lugens (brown planthopper), 453 nucleotides long. RefSeq lists its product as uncharacterized. NCBI's taxonomy places the organism in Eukaryota, Metazoa, Arthropoda, Insecta, Hemiptera, Delphacidae. The record is from RefSeq and is a predicted model, not a curated record. Bases 1 to 438 code for a protein of 145 amino acids. The transcript has 2 exons.
AUGAGUUCAUCAUCAUCAUCAACCUCAUCCUCAUUCAUUCUCCCAGAUAGCCCACCAGCACAUGAGCGUAUCCUCAACUACUGGCAACAGAAAGCUGCCCUCGCUGCCGAUGCAUCCGCUGCUGCACCUGCUCCUUCUCCACUCACAGUGGAACCACCAUCACCGGGGGAGAUCGUGCUGGGUGACAGUCCAGUUCAACACUUGGCUCCACCUGCUACCUGGGCACCGCGACAUGCGGUGCUAACAAUGCUGAGCAACAACAACAUGAAGCAGAAGCAGGGGAAGAGGAGGUUGGUGUUUGACGAGCCUGAGGUUAGCGGGGAUGAGGACGAGACAAUCUUCUCACAAACAAAGAAACGUGCUGCAGUGGAGGACGGCUCAUCACUUGUCCCCCUGAUGAAGGAAGUGCAGAGAGCAGAGGAGGUGGAGGAUGAGUAGGGGGAGAUGGACUUU